AUGAGUUCCUAUCGUUUUUAUUCCAAAAUUGCGACUAAAGAGAUUUAUCCCCGCACAACCAUUAAAAUAUUUCGGAGCAAUAAGAAAGUGGAACCAACAAGAACUGAGGAAAACAGAACAGCAACAAAGCCUACAAUAAAUGAAGAAACGGAACCCAACGAAUAUUAUGAAAAUGUGGUCAAAAUUCAAAUGUUACCCCGUACCUUACACCAACAAAUAUUUCCUAAUUCCCAAAGGGAUGAAGCCUCAAAUAUCCCUCACACAAAAUCGGCAUUAAUACGCCAAGAUUUGCAACGACAUGGUAUUGAUAUCGAGAGUACUGAAGCCUUGGAAGAUGUUGAUUUAAAAUUACCACCACUUAAGGGUCGGAAUAUUGAAGAACAUUUUAUGGAAAUUGGUCGGGAACAGGUGAAACCUUAUAAAGACCUGCUGCAACCUCUCCUCUCCAUACCAACACUACCAAGAAAACCCGAAAAAUGGUCAUUACAGGAGGGAUGGACAAUAUAUGACCCUGGUACAGGCGAUGCACGUUCCAUAGAACACCCCCUAGAAGAUGGUUUAGUUUUCGAUGUGGAAGUCUGUAUGUCCGAAGGACCCAUGCCCACUUUGGCCACUGCGGUUAGUGCCAAACAUUGGUAUUCUUGGGUAAGUCCACGUUUGGCGGCCCAAGAAACCCAGAUGAAUGUCAGGCAAAAAAUACCCCAUCACACCACCGAAGAAUUGAUACCCUUGGGUCGUCAAGGGCCAAAAAUUGUGGUGGGCCAUAACGUGUCAUAUGAUAGGGCACGAUUAAGGGAACAGUAUCUCUUAGAAGACACCAAAGUAAGAUUUUUGGAUACCAUGUCUUUGCAUGUGUGUGUCAGUGGUGUGACCAGCUAUCAAAGGGCUUUGAUGAAAUCGAAAAAAGAACCCGCCCCCGAGGAUUUGGAAUGGCUGAGUCAAAGUUCGCUGAAUAGCCUGGCUGAGGUUCAUCGUUUAUAUUGUGGUGGUGAGGCCAUAAAUAAAGAAGAACGUAAUGUGUUCGUGGAGGGUACCCUGCAGGAUGUACGCGAGGAUUUCCAAGCUUUGAUGUCCUAUUGUUCGAAUGAUGUGGCAGCUACCCAUCGUAUUUUACAAAAAUUGUAUCCCUUAUUUGAGGAGCGUUUUCCACAUCCUGUCACCUUGGCGGGUAUGCUUGAAAUGGGUUCCGCAUAUUUACCGGUCAAUAAAAAUUGGUUACGUUAUAUUAAUGAGUCGGAUUUGGCCUAUGAGGAUCUAAGUAUCGAAGCUAAAUAUCAUUUGGCCAGUCGAGCGGAUGAGGCCUGUAGCCUAAUGGAGCGGCAGCAGUAUAAAAAGAAUUUAUGGCUGUGGGAUGAGGAUUGGUCAACGCAGGAAUUUAAAAUGAAAAAGCCAGCCACCAAGAAACAAAAGGAGAAAAUGCAAAAUGAGGAUCCCAUCCUCGAUACAAACUUGACGGAGGAGGAAAAGCGGCUGUAUCGAAAAUUCCAAUAUUUAUAUGAUAUGAAAUCUCAGCUGCCAAGCCGAAGGCCUUUACUACCCGGUUAUCCUGCCUGGUAUCGUAAAUUGUGUACAAAACCUCCCCUAGAGGGGGAUGAUGAUGACGAUUGGCGGCCAGGGCCAACUGAAAUCAGUACCGGAAUGCAAAUCGCUCCAAAAUUGUUAUCUCUAUGCUGGGAAGGUUAUCCCCUGCAUUAUACCCGGGAACAUGGUUGGGGAUUUUUGGUACCCUUUACCACACAGCAUCCAGAACAAAAUGAGGGAGAGUCGCAAGAUCAAAAAGUCAGGGUACCAAUUGAACAGCUUGCCAAGAUGUGUCCCAUACCCGAUUUUGCCCGCCAUUAUGCCUCCGAAGAGGAAAGUGAAUAUGCCUUUGCUAAUCUCAACCGAGAAUUGGAUGCGAAGUUGGGAAAGCGGGAAUUCUACAGCAAAUCGCCAAAGAAAAAUCAUACAGAGGGUAUAUACAAGGGUUCCGGUGUGUGGUGUAAUCAAAUAUUGGAUAAUUGUUGCUUCUUUCUGAAACUGCCGCACAAAAAUGGCAAAAGCCUGAGGGUGGGCAACCCUUUGUCCCGAGAUUUCCUUAAUAAAUUUUCCGAAAAUGUCCUAACCAGUGCUGAGAGUGGUGAGAGCAGUGUGGCGGGACGUAUUAUUAAAAUAGCACGCAUGAUGUCGUACUGGAGAAAUAAUCGGGAUCGUAUUAUUGGUCAAUUGGUGGUGUGGCUAAGCCCAGAGGAGAUGCCGAGCAGUUUGAAAAAUCAAAAUUAUGAAUUUGGAGCUAUUUGUCCCCAGGUGGUAACCUGUGGCACCCUCACGAGACGUGCUAUGGAGCCCACCUGGAUGACAGCCUCAAAUUCCCAGGCGGAACGCAUUGGCUCAGAGCUAAGGGCCAUGGUCCAGGCUCCACCAAAUUACAAAAUUGUGGGUGCCGAUGUGGAUUCCCAGGAAUUGUGGAUUGCCUCGGUGCUGGGUGAUGCCUAUGCCUAUGGUAUACAUGGUGCCACCCCUUUGGGUUGGAUGACCCUUAGUGGUACCAAGUCCAAGGGCAGUGAUAUGCAUUCCAUAACUGCCAAGGCUGUGGGUAUUUCAAGAGAUCAUGCCAAGGUCAUUAAUUAUGCGCGGAUUUAUGGUGCAGGGCAAAAUUUUGCGGAAGGAUUAUUAAAGCAAUUUAAUCCCACCUUUUCGGCUACAGAGGCCCGUUCUAAGGCCAUGAAAAUGUUUAGCAUUACCAAAGGCAAAAAGUCGUAUCGUUUGAAAAAAGAGUUUCAGGAGGAGUUUGACAAUCGCAGAUAUACCGGUUAUGAUGCUUUGAAAUUGGCCUCCUCCAAUAAUCGAGCCGUCGAUGAAAUGUUUGAAAAGGCCCGCUGGGAGGGUGGUACCGAGAGUGCCAUGUUCAAUCGUUUGGAAGAGAUUGCCAGUGGCGAGGAACCCAUAACCCCAUUUUUGGGUGGACGUCUAAGUCGUGCCUUAGAGACCUCGGGCACCAGUACCUCCGAUGAAAAUCGUUUUCUACCCACCCGCAUCAAUUGGGUGGUUCAAAGUGGGGCGGUGGAUUUUUUACAUCUGAUGUUGGUUUCGAUGAGAUGGUUAUUAGGCGAUAAGGCCCGAUUUUGCCUUAGCUUCCAUGAUGAAUGUCGUUAUUUGGUGGAAGAGAAAUGUGCCUAUCAAGCGGCCCUGACAAUGCAUAUCACAAAUUUAUUGACACGGGCAUUUUGUUCCUCACGUUUGGGCCUGCAGGAUCUUCCCAUGUCGGUGGCAUUUUUCUCAUCCGUCGAAGUGGAUACGGCAUUGCGUAAAGAAUGUUCGAUGGAUUGUGUGACACCCUCAAAUCCACAUGGUUUGAAAAUGGGUUAUGAUAUUCCGCCCGGUGAGAGUUUGAAUAUUUAUGAGGCGAUUAAAAAGGCGGGUGGUAAUGAUUUGACCAAAUGGCAGUGGAUAAAAUGA
This is a messenger RNA of Musca vetustissima, 3438 nucleotides long. It is a transcript of the gene tam, whose product is annotated as DNA polymerase subunit gamma-1, mitochondrial. Gene Ontology annotation, molecular function: DNA-directed DNA polymerase activity; 3'-5' exonuclease activity; DNA binding. Gene Ontology annotation, biological process: mitochondrial DNA replication. Gene Ontology annotation, cellular component: mitochondrion; gamma DNA polymerase complex. The transcript is spliced from 3 exons. Lineage: Eukaryota; Metazoa; Arthropoda; Insecta; Diptera; Muscidae. The record is from RefSeq and is a predicted model, not a curated record. Bases 1 to 3438 code for a protein of 1145 amino acids.